Messenger RNA from Chaetomium fimeti, 6887 nucleotides. RefSeq names its product Mus7/MMS22 family-domain-containing protein. The transcript has 4 exons. NCBI's taxonomy places the organism in Eukaryota, Fungi, Ascomycota, Sordariomycetes, Sordariales, Chaetomiaceae. Gene Ontology annotation, biological process: double-strand break repair via homologous recombination; replication fork processing. The record is from RefSeq and is a predicted model, not a curated record. Bases 146 to 6829 code for a protein of 2227 amino acids. Gene Ontology annotation, cellular component: Cul8-RING ubiquitin ligase complex; nucleus.
GGUGCACCGAAGGCAGGUACCUGGUAAUUUGUAUCCUUGCACAGCCCGUGCUUCCAUGUCUUCAUUCCGACAAAUCUCGUGGCAAUCCUCCCAACAUUCUGACCCGAGUCAUUCAAUGACAUCCACGAUAUGAUAACAGGGCGCCAUGAAGAGCUGGAGGGAAUUGGGAGAGGUUCCGGAUUCGGACGACGAGAGCUUCGAUGACACGGAUUUUCACGACAACGACAACAACAACGACAAUGACGGAGACGACGGCGACAAUCUCGACCAGUCCAAUGACCAGUUGCCACGAAACGAUGUCGACGAGACGGGGGUGGAAGGGAAGAACCAAGAGUCGGCUAGAGAUGGUGACAUUUGGAGUGUCCCAAGUUCUUUACCGGAGCAAGCUUCGCCCUUCCUCGAUACGAUUUCGGGCCAGGCAUCACAGUUGUUGAGCCAACCGCCAUGGCCUGCCCAACCAACACCGGACAGACUAGAGAGGGGGCCCCCUUCUACGCCUACCAAGCACGCGCUCGACAAGCCCGCAUCGGCACGGGAAAACCAGCCUAACACCACGUCAAAUCCAAGUCCAGAGGACGAGAUAUUGACAGGCUAUGUUCAAGGUUCAGGCGCAUCCUCUCCUGCGAGCAUGCUUUCAAGGACUCCCACACCACCCCAGUCUCCUUCACUACCCCGUGCUCGCCUUUCCCCUCCUGUGGCCCAUCCUACGCAGCCACCUGCCCGCGGACCGCCGCCCAUUGAGGAACCGAAUACCGAGGAACUGCUAAAACAGACCGAUAUCCCGUUAGAGCGCUCAUUUCGUCCACGGAAACCGAUCCAGCAGCAUCCCUAUCUUCUCGAGAACGCGCAAUACUCUACUUUCAUGAAGUCACACGGCGUAAAGCCCAUUCGGGUCGCACACGGAUCUCGGCCGGCACGAAGCGGAGUCGAGGAGGAAGACUCCCAGGAACAAGAAUUUCAGGCUGAGGAAAGUCAGGAGGCAAGCGGGGAGCGCUUUGGUGGCCUAGAAGAAAGUGGUCCGAUUCUAUUUGACGAUGAGGAGGACGAGUUGGCCCUCACCCCUUCAGUCCCGAAAACAUCUCCUCAAGGCCAGCAGUUGCGAAACAGUAGCCAGCAGACCAUUGCCGACCAGACAGAUGCUACGAGCCUCUCCGAUGAAGAGUUCCCCCCCCUGGAUCGGCUUCGGCCGGUAUCUGCAAAGAAGCGGCAGCAGGUGCUAAAGCGGCAGCGCUCCCAGGUGUUGUCCUCCACGAAACGGAAAAGGGCCAGAUUUAUCCUUGAUUCAUCACCCCAGGGAUCACCACAACGCCCAAAGUUUAUCCCACCGCCACCCAUAAACGUAUGGGACUUGUCCUCUUCGCCCCCUGUACCGUACCCGCCGGAAGAGCCGUUACCGGAACUCGAAACCGCUCCGAAAUCACCCGCUAAACCUUGUCCGAACAAACCGGAUGCACUUGCUGGCGAACUGACGUUGGAUGCUGCUAUACCCGAAGACGAGGCCACAAAUUCUCCAAUCCCGGUCCACGAUGAUUCUCUGAGCGACCUCGGCGGUGGGGAUCAGGCGAGUUCUACGGACGACUCCGGUACUGAUUCGGAAGUAGUUCGCCACAACAGUCGCAGGAUCCGUGGAGUAUUACCAGCCUCGUGGCUCCGUCUAGACCAGCAAGGCAAACCUGUCGCGCGGAACUCGCGGAGAAGGACUCCCGAACCUUCGCCGGAUCGCACCGUAAGGCGAGGUGUGGCUCUGCCCCGCCAGGGCUCUCCGAAACCGUACAGCACGGCGCCAUUGAUGUUGUUUGACGAGUCCGAAGACUCCGAGAACGAGCCACCUCGACGGCCAACCGCCACAAACGAUCCCAUUCGGAUGACACCGACGACCAUCGUUAUCGAUGAAGACGACGGGGCUUCAGUGAUCGAAGAGGAUAGGAUCGACUGGAUGCUUCCCGGGAGGAAGAGAUCCGGGCCACAAAGUACGUCUGGGAGGGCAAAGAAACAGAAGCGGAGCGGAACGCAGUCUGGGUUCCAGGGCCGCCACAACCCCACCCCCCGGCAACCUAGGAUAACUCAGGUUCUACCCCGAUCCAAAGGGGGAACCGCACCAACCCCCGCAAAGAGAGACUCAACGAUUGAACAUCGGCAUCGGAAAGGGGGUGGCUCUAGGGUGAAUCGCAAGUCCGACAAGAAGGCGACCACGGCCCCACUCCUGAGCAUCUUGGACGUUGCGGAGCCUGAGGCCCCGAAGUUUGUCAAGAUCGCCGCGCGUGCUGCCAAAAGGAGGCCGAAUUUGGGCAAGACGAGUCCAUCGAGGAAGCUCAUUAGUCUGGCAACGCGUAGCGACAACGUGGACGCCCUUUCAGUCCUUCGGGACUGGAAAUCGGGCAAGACAAAGCCCAAAAUCCCCACGCCACCACGAAAGCAACUAGAUAAACCGAGGAGCAGGCCAGCGCUGCGCGAGAUAUCAACAAAUACCGCUCCACGCCCCCGGGGCGGUCAACCUCAUAAGUUAAUUCGACAAAGCAACCUCGACUCAUUUGUUAUCGCCGACGAAAGCUCGCAAGAUGCUCAGACCCCUCAACCGCCCCAAACUUCGGCUAUCCAACCAUGGAAACGAUUACCAGACCGCGCCCCCAGCUUGCACCCCGCACAGCUAGAGGAGGAGGAAUCUAGGGAUAAACGACGGCAACUCAAUGCGCGGAAGCGGAGUUUAGAUGCCUUCUAUAGGAGGCGCCGGAAGAUGCUAGACAUCUCGACAGAUGAUGGGUCAGAUCGCGUGCUAGAUGUGGACUUCACGCUCCGGGAGCCUGUGGCCGAAGAACAAGUCAACGGGGCCGAAGUUGGUAUGAGUGUUGAGGCACCUUCCGCCUCAAGAGGGGGAAAAGCCAGAGUUGACAGGUCAAGAUUCCGCAAGAAGCGUCGCCCCCAGCGCGUGGACUUGGAGGCUCCGCAAUACGCUCGCGCCAAUGAUCCUUUGCCGGUGGACCUCCCUGCCGUUGGAGUUCAUGAACAGCACACACGAGACAAAGUUUGGGCUGAAGACAAGCUCAGAGGCCUUGGUCCUUAUGGAACGCACUACACCCAUCAUUUUGAGGUUUUCCCGCUUGAUAGAGGCGUUUACUUCCACGAGAGCACCGUCAUUGGAAAGGGGCUAGUGCGAGAUGCGGUAGAUGUUGGUUUGUCUGACCGAAUCCGCCACCAAAGAUCCGCCGUGUCCUUUUCCCUUGAUGGGAGAGUUCUAAGAUGGAGCAGUUGGGACGACAAUACAUCUUCAGAGCUCGGCAUACUCAUUGAUUGGAUUGCCGAGCAACUAAUUCAGAACACAGCGCCAAGCGAGGGUUCAGGCCAAAGGGCACUGGAAGCGGCCGAUUUUGUGCUUGGAUACGUGCUUCGCUCCCUUAGUGUUCAGAGCGAUUCCGCAGGGAAAGCCUUUGUGUCGAGGUGGCUUGAGAUCCUCUCCGGUUUCACCGACCGCUUUGAGUCAAUUGAUACAAGCUCGGUCUCGGAGAGCACCAAGAGGGCGCAGCUCGAGGUUAACAUCCGCUUCUCUCUCGCGACGUUGGCGGUGCGUUCGAUGAGCCAAGGAACCAACGGGGACCCUUGUCAAUCCAUGAAGCUUGAUGAUUUGCUUAAGAAAGCGGCUUCAGUCACCAUUCGACGCCUCCUAGCAUACGGCACCGAGGAACUGCGAACUCUCUACGGGGAUUUACAACGUUCGGCUUUCAGGGAGCGAGGGAUACGCCCAGAUCUGUGCGUCACAAACUGCUGGGUGGUCAUGAUGAGACUCUUGGAAAGCGCCGCUAUUCCGAGAAGCUCUUUCUGGGAUGUCACCCAGUCAGUCAUGCUCAACCAUGGGCUCGGCUUAGGCGCGGAUGCACAAGGGUUUGAGCGACUUUGGCAAGAUGUGUUUACAUUACUGCCGCUCUCCGAGAUUGACAACUCCGGGCUUCUCAUUUCGGGGGCGAGACACGCUACGCCGGUAGAAGGAUGGGCACUGCCGCAGCAGUUGCUGAAGCGAGUCUUCCAGCUGUACCAAACGAAUCCUCGUCAACCGCCUGGUUUCAACGACUACUGCCGAGCCCUUGUGGCGCGCUGCCAUUUUCUCGUUCAGCAGUGGGGUUGGCGCCGAUGUACCGGCGUCAUCGGGACCAUCUUCGACUUUUUCGGCUCACAGAGCCUUGCUCAUCUCAGGAAUGAGGAAGUGUAUAAGUCCCCGCAGUUCCUCGAGGAACUUGACCGCAGGCCGUCUCUCGCCAUCGAGCCAGACGACCGGUGCUUCCACAUCUUCAUCAAGCUCCUAGCUUUGGCAAUCCAGCGUCUAAAGGAGCUCGGCCGCCCCAACGACAUCAAGAAUCUCGUUACCAGGACACUUCCCAACCAUAGCCGGCAAUAUCUCAAGGAAGACACGAUCCGCCAGCAUGAUUUGGCAGCCCUACGAAAUCACCACGAUCUAUUGUGCACUCUGUUCUGGGUCUCACCGCCCGAGCUGCGGCGAGAAGUUCACGACAUAGAGGUCCUGGUUGUCCCGGGCACGGCUCACAAGGAAGCAUGUCUGAUCAACGUUAGAGCCUGGAAUCAGCUUGCACGCUUCGUGAUUGCCAAAAAUGAGGGUAGCGAUGUGUUUAGGCCACUCGCUGUCUGGCGGAACAAUGUUUUCAACCAGGUCCUGGACCAGUAUCUCUCCGCCGCCUCGGAUAUUGAGCAACAGUUUCGGGACCUGUCAACCGAGAUGCCCAACAUCAGCAAAGAUAUGCGGGACGAGAUGAUAGCCAAGAACAAGGCGACGGCCCUGGAUGUGCUCCACUUCUCGGUUAAGGCGUCGUUGGAUGUCUUGCAGCGCGCCCCGACUCUGGAGGCGGUUUUGUAUGGGCUUAGCAUAGGCCAACUGCAAAAGGUGUUCACCAGUCUCGACUAUCAGUCGCCAGGGUUCGACUGGGGCAUACUCCGUGUUGCCCUCGACACGCUCGAGCAUCUAAUGGGCCGGAUAGACCAGGCGUCGGAAGAGCAGUACUCGAGCGAGUUCGACGACAACGUCGAUGCCCCUUUUCUGGAGGACGCCGUACUGCUGGUGAAUGAACAAUUAACCAAGGACUUUUUCUGGAUGAGCCGAACCAUUCUCGCACUCCCUUUGGAGAAAUCUCCGCGACGACAUACUCAACAAGCUGCCUGCUCGGAGAAAGCGGUCACCUUGGCUGCAAGAAUUGCGGCUAGGUUUGUCAAGAACAGAGUCACGCGAUUGCUACCUUACUUUUCUACCGGAAAGUACAGUUUAUUCCCCGACAUACCGAAGAAUUUGACAACGCCGGAAAGAAGAUUCCUCCCACUCUUUCUUGCAGUUCUUGUCAAGAACCACGUUUUCGAUUUUAAAGACAUCGGAAUCAACGUCUUGGGCCUGUGGAUGCUCUCGGUCGUGAAGCCGCUGAGGUAUCUAGGAUACGAGAACUACCUAGCAGAAGUCCUCAAGCACCACGAUCUGCCGUUUUUGGAGCGAGCCACAAUUACAGUGGGAAUCCCUCCGGACUACAACUCGAACAUCGACUUCUUGGCUUGCGCCAUCCAGCACAUGCGGAAGACACUCAGAGAGUGUGGCUCGGUGCAAGCUAAGCAGCAUCGCGAGGAAUUCAAGAAGACGCUCCAGCUGGCAAUGCAAAAGAUGAAGGAUGACUUGGCACUGCUCCGGUCUUAUCCCAACGAACAUGGGGUAUACAUUGACUUCGUGAGGCAGGUCAUCUCGCUGAUCAAGUCUCACGGAGUCAACAUCUGCGCGGUUGACCCCUUCUUCAUGCAGCCGAGCGUUGAUUACUCGCCAUCGAUCCAGGAUCCACAACUUCACACCGCGGGUAUAGUCGCGUACGGAGUCAAACUGAGCGAAGGGGAUGCUACUGCGGCCCAACCGCUCUUCCACUACCUAUUCAACAACUUCAAAGUUUCGCUAGGCAACGACAAGCUUGAGCAGGAGUGCAAAAUACUGAGCAGGGCAAUGAGGAACGCCCAUGUCACGUCGUUCAUGUUGCAGUGCAUGAUACCGGCCAUUAUACAGGCGUCUGCGCAGGCUCCGGAUUGCUGGGCGCUGCUGGAGGUGUACACGACCGCGCUUGGAGAGAUCCUCGAUUCGGGCUGCGUUCCAAGGGAGUUGCCAAACCACGAUGUGAAGUAUGCAGCAGGAAUCUUGACGAGUAUCCUGUCCUGGGUCGACACUCUCAGGAAUACCGCGGCGCUCUCGCUCCAGCAAUUGCACAUCAUGUCGCUUCUGGCCACGAUAGCCGACAUCCUACAACCAAGUCUCUCGGCCCACCUAUUCAACGAAUUCGACUCCGACUCGGCAAUGCCCGACCUACAAGACAUCGUGGACAGGGUUGCAACGCUAUUUACGGAAUUGCGGUCUCACAUCGGGGACACCCUCUCCCUCUCAAACGGAGGGGACAGCUCCCCGACCAAUCUCGCCCUGUCGGGUGUCUUGGCCGCCCUACCGCCAACGAAUGUACCCGCGCCGGGUAACGGAAACGACCCACGCGUACAGACAUUUGCCAACAUCAUCGCCGCGGACGUGCGGAAGAACUGGGUGGUGACAGCGGACCGUGUGAUGGUGAGGAUGGCGUCCUCAGGGAAAGGAUCCCAGGGCGGGUUUCCGAUUAUGAGUCAGGCGGUGGUGACGAGCAGCAGUGCGGCCUCGCUUCGCGGGACGAGCUACUGCCCUUGGGAAAGGAGGGCUGUUUUCGAGAGGUUGGGUGCUGUUGUAGGGAGGUGGGAGUUGGGUGGGGGAGAGGAGAGGGAAAGAAAAGGAGUACGUUGGAAAGGGGGCAGACGAGAGGUGGGGGAGGAGAUGCUGUUUUAGGGUUUUUGGUUAUGAGGGACGGGUAUAUAGUUACGAGUAAUGACAAGACUUUUCUGAU